Molecule: messenger RNA, 1983 nt
Organism: Oryzias melastigma (Indian medaka)
Lineage: Eukaryota; Metazoa; Chordata; Actinopteri; Beloniformes; Adrianichthyidae
Gene: atcayb
Product: ATCAY kinesin light chain interacting caytaxin b
Exons: 15
Coding region: 527-1591 (354 amino acids)
Biological process (GO): apoptotic process
Cellular component (GO): cytoplasm
Source: RefSeq, a predicted model, not a curated record
UGCUGUGAUUGGACGAGGGCUCGAGAGCGCGAAAGUCCCUUCGCUAGAGAUUAGUAUGGAGUAUUCUGAGAGAAAAACGCAGAUUUUCCUCGGUGUAAUAGUCGAAGUGAAAACACGUCUUCGUGAAUUUAGACUCGGGUCAUUUUAUGUGCAGGUUUCUCUCGCGGGGUUUUUCUCUGCUAAGAACUUUAGUCGGCGCGUAAAACCGGAACGAUGGCUACAAACAAACAUGGCGGACAGUGUUAGCCGUUAGCAUGUCAGUAAAAGGAAGAAGAGGAGCUGAAACUCACAGAUCAGAAUAAAAGCCUGAACGACGUUAACAGGUGUUGUGGAGGAGAUCAUUGUUGGUCAUGUGACAUGCUGGAGAUGGAUCAGUGGUCCACCCGCCCUGGUUCUGAUAACAGUGACUACAUGCUGAUGUCAGCAGAAAUUGUUCAGGACUGACGGUCCCUCUCAAACGGACGACAUCGGCUGGACUCGACACAGGAGUGCAGCGGCUGCAGAGUGAAGCCCCGCCCCCCAGAGGAUGGGUACGGCAGAAGCCACUUUACGCAUGGACAGCAUGGAGGUGAAGGAUGAGUGGCAGGACGAGGACUUCCCCAGACCUCUGCCUGAGGACGGAGACGUGGAUUCCUGCGGCCUGACCGACAACAGAAUCCAUCACCCCACAUCUCUGGACGUCGGGGAGUCGGUGACCCAGAGGAAGCGCCGCACCCUGGUGGCCCCUGACAUGAACCUGUCCCUGGACCACAGCGAGGGCUCGCUGCUGUCCGACGACCUGCUGGAAACGCCGGACGACCUGGACAUCAACGUGGACGACAUCGAGACGCCCGACGAGACCGACUCGCUGGAGUUCAUGAACAACGGCAACGAGCUGGAGUGGGAAGAUGACACUCCUGUGGCGUCCGCCAAGCGCCUCCCAGGCGAGGGCGAGGAGGAGAGAGACUCGUCCGGCCGUCUGUGGCGGACGGUGAUCAUCGGCGACCAGGAGCAGCGGAUCGACAUGCAGGUCAUCCGGCCGUACCUGCGCGUGGUCACGCAUGGAGGUUAUUACGGCGAGGGUUUGAACGCCAUCAUCGUCUUUGCCGCCUGCUACCUGCCCGACAGCAGCUGUGACGACUACACCUACAUCAUGGAGAACCUGUUCCUGUACGUGGUGAGCAGUCUGGAGCUGCUGGUGGCUGAAGACUACAUGAUCAUUUACCUGAACGGAGCCACGCCUCGCCGGAAGAUGCCGGGCAUCAGCUGGCUGAAGAGAUGCUACCAGAUGAUCGACAGGAAACUGAGGAAGAACCUGAAGUGUCUCAUCAUCGCACACCCCACCUGGUUCAUCCGGACCGUGCUGGCCAUCUCCAGACCUUUCAUCAGUGUGAAGUUCCUGGAUAAGAUCAGAUAUGUUCACACCCUGACAGAACUCAGCCAGAUAAUCCCCAUGGAGCACGUGCAGAUCCCCGACUGUGUGCUGCAGUAUGAUGAGGAAAAGAUCAAAGCACAGAGAGAACGAUUUGAGGCGGAGCAGCAGAACGGAAACCCCGCCCCCUCCAAAGACAGGCCGAGGUCGACGUUGGCUGAAGUUUGUCGAGACAUUUGACGUGAAGUGUGGAGGAUCAUCAACCAGCACCCCGACUUCCUGCAGACGCUGCCGUUCAUCGUCAGAUCCACGCUCCGCCGGCUGCACGCCAGAGCCGACCACGCUGCAUGACCCCCGAGAACUCCCGCACAAACCCCCCCAGACGUCUGCAGACGAGCGGCGGGAAAACUCAUUCUGAUGCAAAGAUGUUUGAUUCCAUGUUCCCCUCAGCUGAAUAUGCAGGUGGCAUGCUUGUCCCCCCAGUAUUUGUAUUUUUGUCUGUUUUAAAGUAAUUUUUCAAAAUAAAAGCAUUUGUUGUUACUUGUGAACUUUCAGAGAGACUUUAAUGGUUCCUAAUGAGACGUGCCAUUUAAUGUUUGUAAAAAAAGAAUAAAGAAUCAAAGUUAACUUGA